Anopheles coustani is the source of this 1090-nucleotide messenger RNA. RefSeq lists its product as uncharacterized. Bases 740 to 1063 code for a protein of 107 amino acids. The record is from RefSeq and is a predicted model, not a curated record. The transcript has 4 exons. Lineage: Eukaryota; Metazoa; Arthropoda; Insecta; Diptera; Culicidae.
CUGAGACUCGGCUCGCGUUAACGUUUGUUCAACCGAUUGUAGUGCAUGUGCAACAGUUGAAUAAGAUUGCAGUGAAUUUCAGUUAAAGUUUAAUUGCUUUGUUAAUCACGCCUACCGUACCACAUUGCUCCACUUUUGAUUGCUAAAAGUUGCAAACAUUCAAAGCAAAAUAAUUAUCAAAAACACCACGAGCGAAAACCUUGUAGCAUCGGAACCGAAACAACGUCCAUACGGACAACCAAAAAGAAGAUAUUACGCAUCGACAUUUUUAUCACGCAAUUUUAUGUGUGUGUCCCACGUCCGGAAAUAGUUCACACUGGAUGCUGGUAGCACAAAUAUCCCGCUUAAUUGUGGCAUUCGUUGGGAUGGGUUAAUAUUUGAGCAAAAAUCGGUUUGAUCUGAAAAAAAAAAUCUGCAAAAAGGACGAAGUGACGAGAAAAGUAAAAAAAAGGGAACAAAAAAAAACCCAUGGACAACAAACAGUUCGAUUGAUGCUGAAACGGACGGACGCGCAAAAAUAAACCGCUACAAAACCGAUAUCACCGUCAUCAUGUGCGUCUACCACGCUGGAUAACUGGGCAUAAUUGAAACCGUUUUCACCCGUAUUGAAUAGCCAAUUAGCAUCCGACGGGGUUGUUUUUACCUUCACCUUGGUGUAAAAUAGGCGCGGUUGUCUGUUGAGAGGCAUUUUCGAUUUUAUUUAUUUGCGCAACCGUUAGACACUAGUGCAUCCUGCAACAUGUCCUGGGUGUUUCAUCUGAUGUGGAUGUUCAUGGUGGUAAUGCUGUUCUUUGUCGUGCUGCGGCGAAUAUACUACUUCGGACUAGCAGUUAACCGACCUGGCGAUCCAUCAUCAUCAGCCCCCUCAUCGCAACGUUUCGCGGUGUUCACCAUCUACCAGGGCGAUCAACGAGCACAGGCAUCGUCCGAGCGGAGUCAACCUCCGGAAUAUACGGAACCACCUCCUCCCCCGAAGUACGAUGAAGUGAUAAAGUCCCCGGAUCUAUACCAAAAACCACCACCUUAUUCACCACCCGCACCACUUCCCCAGCAAACCACGUAGAAACAUUUUUGUUAAACACUUUUCCCA